CCCUCCUACGCCCACCAUGUCCGCGCAACCGCAGUCCCAGUACGCUGGCUUCCGCCCAGAGACUUUUGUCGCGCCGCCUGAGCAGGACUUCCUCCUCCCGGACAACACGCCCGUCCAUGUCGUCGCGGACGAAACCUCCAUCGCGAUCUCGCUCGCUGGCGCAACCUCACCGACGAUCGUCUUCGAAAAGCAGGAGCGCACGCUUCGCACUAGCCCCCACGGGAUCGUGAACGACGAUCGCGCCGAGCACGCGCCUGUCCUACUCGUCAAGGCCCCCGCGCGCGCCACCGUGGCGCGCGACGAUCUCUGGGCCGCGCUAUAUGCGCUGUGCAUCCGUCGGUACGAGGACGACGUGAUCCCCGCCGCGCUCGACGACUCGCUCGAGAAUGUGGACGAUCUCCUCUUCUACCUCACGCAGACUGGCCUCGCGUUCUCCCCGCCCGACCGUACGGGCCCGCGCGACCUGCUCAUCAUCCGCGCUGCAUUCUGGCAGGGUGCCGGCGCUCCUGUCUCGCGGCACUGGCUCCGGGAUCCCAUCCCCCACCCCUCCCUCUCCAUGACGCCCUUCCCGCGCUUUACCUCCUUCACGCGCGCGGAGAACGUGUGCACGACACACCCGCUGCGCCCGCCCAAGCCCGCGCCGGGCAAGCUCAUCUACUCCCGUUGGAUCUUCUCCCUCGGCGAGCAGCUCACCUUCACGCACAUCGACGCGAGCAACCCGGAGCACUUCGAGGUGUACAAGAAGUGGCAGAACUCGGACCGCGUGAAUGUAGGCUGGCGCGAGCGGGGGCCGGACGAGAAGCACCGGAAGUACCUGGCGGACAGGCUCGCGGAUCCGCAUAUCAUGGGCUUCUUGGUGUCGUGGAAUGGAGAGCAUGCAGGGUACGGGGAGAUGUCGUGGGUGAAGGAGGACCACAUGAACUCGUUCGUGGGCGGGCUGGGCGACUAUGACCAGGGUACUCACCUGCUUAUCGGAGAGGAGAAAUUCCGUGGGCGUCAUCGCUUCACUGCGGUUAUGACUGCCAUGAAGCAUAUGUGCUUCCUCCGCGACCCUCGUACGGAAGUCGUCGUCGGCGAGCCGCGUUACGACCUGCCUAUCAUCCCGCGUCUUAUCGCUUACCUCCCGCAAGAGUUCAACAGAGAGUUCGAGAUGCCUCACAAAAGGGCAGUGUACUUCGUCCUACGCCGCGAACGAUUCUUCCAAGCAGCGAUCCUAUACUAGAGAAAAAAGGUGUCUGUAUAACUUUAUCUGUAAAUAAACAAUGGUCAAAAGAUAGACGUUUCAAACGACAGCGUCUCAUUGAGUUC
Molecule: messenger RNA, 1308 nt
Organism: Schizophyllum commune H4-8
Lineage: Eukaryota; Fungi; Basidiomycota; Agaricomycetes; Agaricales; Schizophyllaceae
Exons: 3
Coding region: 17-1222 (401 amino acids)
Biological process (GO): siderophore biosynthetic process
Source: RefSeq, a predicted model, not a curated record